Molecule: messenger RNA, 1377 nt
Organism: Colletotrichum phormii
Lineage: Eukaryota; Fungi; Ascomycota; Sordariomycetes; Glomerellales; Glomerellaceae
Product: dihydrolipoyllysine-residue acetyltransferase component-pyruvate dehydrogenase complex
Exons: 2
Coding region: 1-1377 (458 amino acids)
Biological process (GO): pyruvate decarboxylation to acetyl-CoA
Molecular function (GO): dihydrolipoyllysine-residue acetyltransferase activity
Source: RefSeq, a predicted model, not a curated record
AUGAUCUCCUCAGUCCUGAGACGGACUGUUCGUCCGAAUGCCCUCCUCCGCAGCAACCUCUCUUCCCAGAUCCUGAGAUGUUACGCCUCUUAUCCCCCGCACACCAUCAUCAAGAUGCCCGCUCUGUCGCCCACCAUGACGGCGGGAAAUAUCGGAUCUUGGCAGAAGAAGGCCGGUGACACCAUCGCUCCCGGUGAUGUCCUGGUCGAGAUCGAGACCGACAAGGCCCAGAUGGACUUUGAGUUCCAGGAGGAGGGUGUUAUCGCCAAGCUCCUGAAGGAGUCCGGUGAGAAGGACAUCCCCGUUGGUAACCCCAUUGCCGUCCUUGUCGAGGAGGGCACCGAUGUCAGCGCCUUCGAGGGAUUCUCCGCCGCCGACGCUGGUGGUGAGGCCAAGCCCGCCCCCAAGGAGACUCCCAAGAAGGAGUCCGAGUCCGCCCCUGCCCCUGCCCCUACCCCCGAGCCCGAGAACUCCUCCGACGACUUCAACAAGCCCGCCGGCAAGCUCGAGAACGCUCUGGACCGUGAGCCCAACGCCUCCUUCAGCGCCGUUCGCCUCGCCAAGGAGAAGGGUAUCAACAUCCGCGACGUCAAGGGAUCCGGCAAGGGCGGUAAGAUCACCGAGGAGGAUGUCAAGAAGGCUGUCUCCUCCCCCGUUGUCGCUGCCCCCGGCGCUUCCUACGAGGACUUCCCCAUCAGCGGCAUGCGCAAGACCAUUGCCUCCCGCCUCCAGGAGUCUACCCAGAACAACCCCCACUUCUACGUCUCCUCCAGCAUCUCCGUCAGCAAGCUCCUCAAGCUUCGCCAGGCCCUCAACGCCUCCUCUGACGGCAAGUACAAGCUGUCCGUCAACGACUUCCUCAUCAAGGCCAUCGGUGUCGCCUCCAAGAAGGUUCCCCAGGCCAACUCCAGCUGGCGCGGCGAUGUCAUCCGCCAGCACAACACCGUCGACGUCUCCGUCGCCGUCUCCACCCCCACUGGCCUCAUCACCCCCAUUGUCACCGGUGUCGAGGCUCGCGGUCUCGAGGGUAUCUCCACCGAGGUCAAGAAGCUCGCCAAGCUUGCCCGCGACGGCAAGCUCAAGCCUGAGCAGUACCAGGGCGGCUCCAUCUCCAUCUCCAACAUGGGCAUGAACGACGCUGUCGACAACUUCACCGCCGUCAUCAACCCUCCUCAAUCCACCAUCCUCGCCAUCGGCACCACCAAGAAGGUCGCUGUCCCCGCUCUGUCCGAGGACGGCACCACCGGCGUCGAGUUCGAUGACCAGAUCACCAUCACCGGCAGCUUCGACCACAAAGUCGUCGACGGUGCCAUUGGUGCCGAGUUCCUCAAGGAGCUCAAGAAGGUCCUCGAGAACCCCCUCGAGCUCCUUCUGUAA